UUCAGCUAUUUAUUUCUGAAAGAUUAUUUGUAUAAAUCUGCCUGAUUGACUUGUGAAGUAAAUCUUUGCAAGUUUCUAGACCCUACAAAUUUGGGAAGCCAACAUCUCCCAGGCUGAAAGAGAAAGUUUCCAGCUUUACAGAGACCUGAAUGCCAUUUGGUCAUUCACUUAUUCAUGCACUUCUUAAAUAUGUAUUAAACACUCACCAUGCAUUGCUGUAGCUACAGGGGCUAUAAAGGUAGAUAGGAAAUGGGUCCUGCCCUUAAGGAGUAUAUGUCGUUGCAGGGGAAAUUGAGAUACAGUUUGUAAGUGCUGUAAAGAGGCAGAUGCACAGCACAGUGUUGACACAAAUGUGGACUAAUCCACAAGCCAUGUUUCUUGGUCCAGUGUCUCCUUUCUGGCUUCUGUGAUCAUCUUGUUUAUCCUCCCUCUUGGUUGUAUGAGUUGGGCAAGGAGAGGUGUUAGGAGAAAAAAAAUCAGCUUUAAUGGACCUAGAGAAUUAGGACCAAGGUAGGCUCAGGGCAAAUGUUCCCUUUGAGCCUGUUCACCAUCCCUAUAAAGUGCUGGGCACAUUCUAGAAUCUUGGCAACUGAGUUGAAGCCAAGGUUCUCCGAGCUCUGACUUAAUGUGGGAAGAGAGUCACUUCUUCCCUUGAAAUCUACCUUAGCAGUGAUGUUUCUUCUCAUUGAUACAUUCAGUCCUGCCUUUUAAGUAAAUUUAUAAGCUCAGAGACUUUUUUAAUAUUUAACUAAGGACUUCAAGAAUCAGUUUUGUGUUGGGCAUGGGGCACUUAACACAAUAUGAAUUGAUAGAUAACUUAGCUAUAAAGUUUUUUGAAUUAAGUGCCAACUCUUCAGUACUGUGAGAGUGUGGUGGUAGAGUAGGUGGAAUGAAGAAGAAAAAGACUACAAAGGAAAAAGUGCUUUUUUUCCCCUUUUUGCUCACAAAGACAGAAGGAAAAGGAAAGAAAGCCAAUGAUGCUUUCUGAUGCAGCACCUGGGAAACUGAGAAUUGUUCAUGGAGAUGUCUUGACAUUUAAGGUAGAAAAGGCUUUUUCAGAAAGUCUUAAAAGACCCUGGGAAGAUGAUCCUCCAAAUGUACAUAUUAUUGGAAAUCUGCCUUUUAGUGUUUCAACUCCACUGAUUAUCAAGUGGCUUGAAAAUAUUUCCUGUAGAGAUGGACCUUUUGUUUAUGGCAGAACUCAGAUGACUUUGACUUUUCAAAAGGAAGUGGCAGAGAGACUUGCAGCCAAUACAGGAAGCAAACAGCGUAGUCGCCUCUCUGUUAUGGCUCAGUACCUCUGCAAUGUUCGACACAUCUUUACAAUUCCAGGACAAGCUUUUGUCCCCAAACCAGAGGUGGACGUGGGCGUGGUGCACUUCACUCCCUUGAUACAGCCCAAGAUAGAGCAGCCAUUCAAGCUGGUGGAAAAAGUGGUUCAGAAUGUAUUUCAGUUCCGAAGGAAAUACUGCCAUCGAGGGCUCAGAAUGUUAUUCCCUGAAGCGCAGCGCUUGGAAAGCACGGGCAGGCUGUUAGAGUUGGCAGACAUAGACCCUACUCUUCGGCCCCGCCAGCUCUCCAUCUCACACUUCAAGAGCCUCUGUGAUGUAUACAGAAAAAUGUGUGAUGAAGACCCACAACUCUUUGCAUAUAAUUUCAGAGAAGAACUCAAGCGAAGAAAAAGCAAAAAUGAAGAAAAAGAAGAGGAUGACGCAGAGAAUUACAGACUCUAGCUGCUGCCUGGGGGCGAGCAGCCUACCAGAUGUCGAUUUGCACUACGUGGAGCUUCUUAUAUAGGUACUCUUUUGUCUUGUCUUUACAGAAUGACGAUAAAAAUGCCAAUGACCAGAUGUGACUUAUUUUCCUUUUACUAUACAGCUUGGCAGAGAAAAUAAAUAUCAUCAAAUAAGAUACAGUACAAGCUUUCUUUUAAUAUAUACUGUAUAGAUAUGACGUUUGUUUAGUAUAAACAGCAUCUAUUACAAUCUUACAAAAAUGAAGUAUCUGCACAUUUUGCCCCUAAACCACAUUAAAAUAAUUUAAAUAUGCUUUAAAUAAAGCAAAAACUAACAGCUGAAAGAAAAUGCCCAGAGGAUUUAAAAAAAUGGCCCUUUGAAAACUAUUAAUCACAACUUCCCCAGCCUUACUUUUUCCACAUAACUUAAAAUAAUUAGAAUGUAAUUUUAAGGAUCCUAAAUCAUUUGAUACCUGCUCAAAGUGGAUAUAAACUAAGUAAUUUACAGAUUCUGACCAGUUUCAUCUAGGUUUCUGAUCCACAAUAAAUUAAAAUAACUUAAAUCUUUACAACCAUUUUGUGGGAAAAUGGAUACUGCACAAAACCCAGGAAUGAACAGUUUUUUUUUUUUCUUUUUUUGCAAUUUCCAUUUUACCACCAGUUUAAAAGUAAAAUGAGGAAUUUAACCCAUAUCUGGAUUGAAUCAUACUAUGAUUUUCCGUGGCUCUCUGUUUCAUAAAAACACUCCUCACUGACAACAGACGUUAAACUCUGGACACUGAAUUCUCGCUCUAGAACAGAAUUUAGGUCGAUGGUGGCAUUUUCAGACUGACUGUCAAGGGACUGGUGACGGAUCUGCGCCUUGAGCAAAGUUCCUCUGUCCCUCUUGGUGCUGUUGGCUUUUCGUUUAAUGGGGCAGAAGUGCCCCCGGACCAGUUUGGGCUGCUCUCCUCCUUUCUGACCCUCACCCGACUCCGGGCCAGGCUGCUGCUCAGCCUCGGGGUGAACGUCUGGGUCCUCGGAAAUCCUCAGUCUCUGGAACUGAAUUUCGAUGUCUUUAGUAGGGCUGCCCUGCUUCACAGUCCGAUGGUGGUCAUCAUCUUCAUCGCUCAGGAUGUCACUCUCUUUGAUGAGAUUGUCGGCAAAAUCUGCCAAGCCGGGGUGUGGGUAUUUCCCGGGAGAAGUGCUCUUGGAGUCCUGCCUGCCCUCAGCCGUGGGGCAGCCGCUGCUCUGGGUGCCGCUGCUCAAGCUGCCCUCGUCAGAGUCCAGCAAGGUUCCCUUGCCAGUCUCACCGGUCCACUCAUUGCUGGAGGAAUUCUUCAGGACUUUUAAAGACCUGGAUGAAGCUACAGUGAGAAAAACACAUUUCGCUGUGAUACAGAAACAGGUUACACAAUGUGUAAUGUUUUCCUCAAAGCUUGUGUAAGAUUUAACAUUAAGAUUUUAUUUUAUGAUAUGACUUCAGUUAGCAACUAUCCUGGUAAUUAGGCAAAAAUGUAGCUACUGAAAACAUGGACAUUUUUGACUUAGGUUUACAGUUGUAAGUUAGGCAAUUCAGCAUUUUUAGAUUACCAGAGCUCAAUUAUGUAGAUAGAACUAGACACUAGAAACUACUACAUGGGCUAAGAUUCUUAUUUUGCCAAUGAGUAAGUUGAAAAGUUAAUUGGUAAUAAAUCUAGGCUCCUUUCUUUCA
Molecule: messenger RNA, 3428 nt
Organism: Gorilla gorilla gorilla (western lowland gorilla)
Lineage: Eukaryota; Metazoa; Chordata; Mammalia; Primates; Hominidae
Gene: TFB1M
Product: transcription factor B1, mitochondrial
Exons: 6
Coding region: 975-1733 (252 amino acids)
Biological process (GO): transcription initiation at mitochondrial promoter; rRNA methylation
Cellular component (GO): mitochondrial matrix
Molecular function (GO): mitochondrial transcription factor activity; rRNA (adenine-N6,N6-)-dimethyltransferase activity
Source: RefSeq, a predicted model, not a curated record